AAUUGACAUCCGGUAAGAAGUGUUUUGACAGUGGACAGUGGACAUUUUAGUUCUUUUUCAAAAGUCGUGUGUAGGGAAGUGUCACACGAUUUAUAUCUAAAUAGUUUUUUACUAAUCCUUCCAAGAUGUCUAUAAGACCCGUAUACCGACCGAAAAUAGUGAAAAAGAGGACUAAGAAGUUUAUUAGGCAUCAGUCUGAUAGAUAUGGAAAACUAAAGCGCAACUGGCGUAAACCAAAGGGUAUUGACAAUAGAGUAAGGAGGAGAUUCAAGGGACAAUAUUUGAUGCCAAAUAUUGGUUAUGGAUCGGCCGCUAAAACUAGACACAUGUUGCCUACAGGUUUUAGGAAAGUGUUGGUUCAUAAUGUGAAGGAACUAGAAGUUCUUCUCAUGCAAAAUCGUAAGUACUGUGCAGAAAUUGCCCAUGGGGUUUCAUCCAAAAAACGUAAAGACAUUGUUGAACGUGCUCAACAAUUAAGCAUUAGGGUGACAAAUGGACAUGCAAGACUGCGCAGCCAAGAAAAUGAAUAAGUGUAAAAUAUAUUUGUUUAAUAAAAAAAGUACAAAAUGAAAAUCAUUGUU
Molecule: messenger RNA, 581 nt
Organism: Psylliodes chrysocephalus
Lineage: Eukaryota; Metazoa; Arthropoda; Insecta; Coleoptera; Chrysomelidae
Source: the annotation of a GenBank genome assembly